Messenger RNA from Prunus armeniaca (apricot), 570 nucleotides. The record is from the annotation of a GenBank genome assembly. NCBI's taxonomy places the organism in Eukaryota, Viridiplantae, Streptophyta, Magnoliopsida, Rosales, Rosaceae.
AUGUCAGUGGCAUCUCCAUUCCCUUGCAUCAAAAUCUCAACUUCAUCAUCUUCCCCGUCUUCUUCACAUUCUUCUUCUUCUUCUAAUCAUCAUUCUUUUAAGCUCUCUUCUUCAGCCAAGCCUUAUUAUGUAAAAACCAUAAGGAGCUCUCAAACUGAAGGACCUAUAAGAAGACCUGCAGCCCCUUCUCUUAGAGAACCCUCCCCACCUUCUUCUCCUGUCAAACCAACACCUCCUUCUCCUCAGGCCCCUACUCCGCCUCAGCAGCAGCCUUCGAAGCCAGCUCCGGUUUCCGGGCUGACCAUGGUGGAGGAUAAUAAGAAUGUGGUGACCUUGGAGUUUCAGAGGCAGAAGGCUAAGGAGAUUCAGGAGUACUUCAAGCAGAAGAAGCUUGAAGCUGCCAAUCAGGGCCCAUUCUUUGGCUUUGUUGGGAAGAAUGAGAUUAGCAAUGGAAGAUGGGCAAUGUUCGGUUUUGCUGUUGGAAUGCUAACAGAGUAUGCAACUGGCUCAGACUUUGUUGAUCAAGUAAAGAUCCUUCUCUCAAAUUUCGGAAUACUAGAUCUGGAAUGA